This is a messenger RNA of Macroventuria anomochaeta, 324 nucleotides long. RefSeq lists its product as uncharacterized. Bases 1 to 324 code for a protein of 107 amino acids. The record is from RefSeq and is a predicted model, not a curated record. The transcript has a single exon. Lineage: Eukaryota; Fungi; Ascomycota; Dothideomycetes; Pleosporales; Didymellaceae.
AUGAGUCCAAUUUCCACACCUUGCCCCAUUGUGCCUUCCAAACAAGCUGCUGGAAAGAAAAGAGCAGCCACCCCCGAAGAUCCGAACGAGCUUGAGUACAAACCGUCCCCAAAACGAAACAAACCGGCCGAAAGCUCCUCCAGCUACACCCCCAUCAACGCAUCCAGAGGUACACGAGGUGUUGCAGUUGCGAGAGGCGUUGCAGUCUCCAAACCAAGCGUCUCAAAGACACAACAACGCACUGCAGCGUCUGACAGGGCUGCCACUGUCAUCGUCAUCGAUGAUCCGCCUGAAGAGCAUCAGGCUGUGGCAUCUGCCAAUUGA